Racocetra persica is the source of this 2246-nucleotide messenger RNA. The record is from the annotation of a GenBank genome assembly. NCBI's taxonomy places the organism in Eukaryota, Fungi, Glomeromycota, Glomeromycetes, Diversisporales, Gigasporaceae.
AGGAUAUAAAGCUUUUCUUAGAAACCUUCCAGUCAAGGAGUGUCGCAAGCCCAGAUGAGUUUAUGGACAUCGACGUGGAAAAUGACGAUCCCAAUUCCUAUAAGUAUAAAAGGCAACUUCAAGCUAUAGCAAAUAGAGAGCAAGAUGUUCUUAUCAUCGAGUUGGACGAUAUUGCAGCUUGGGAAGACAAAGCCGAGGGUGGUUUACUUCAUAGAAUUCAAGAAAACACGCGUCGUUACAUCAAAAUGUUUUACGAUGUUAUUGAUAAAAAAGAAAAUAGACUAAUGCCUGCACCAGAAAGAGAAAUUGAUUUUGAUGAUGAUGUCAUCGACGUAAUCAUGCAACAUCGAAGAGACAGAGAUAGCCGAAGGUCUGAAACAGAUCGAACUUCAUUCCCACCAUCAUUGACAAGGAGAUAUACCAUAUAUUUUAAACCGUUAUCGUCUGAAAAACCUUAUUCCAUACGUGGCGUGAAUGGUAGUUGCGUUGGCCAUUUAGUGACUGUACAAGGCAUCAUUACUCGUGUUUGUGAUGUAAAGCCAUUCUUAAUGGUUGCUGGGUUUUCAUGUGAAAUGUGUGGUGAAGAGGUGUUCGAAGAAGUGACAAAAAAAACUUAUUUGCCACGCGUCGAAUGCCCAUCAGAAUCUUGUAAGACAAAUAACGUGAAAGGGAAAUUAUAUAUGCAGACGCGCUCUUGUAAAUUUGUACCGUUUCAAGAGGUCAAGAUGCAAGAACUGACCGAACAAGUUCCAAUAGGACAUAUUCCUCGAACAAUGACCAUCUUAUUGCACGGUCCUUUGACGCGUUCAGUAAGUCCUGGGGAUGUAGUAAAUGUAUCUGGAAUCUUUCAAGCAACGCCACAUUAUGGGUAUAAGGGAGGAAAUACUCUACUGACCGAUGUUUACCUUGAAGGUCAGUAUGUUCAUCAGCUCAAAAAACAAUAUGAUAAAAUGGAAAAAAUUCCAGAAAUUCAGGAAAAGGUAUACAAACUCGCUAAGGACCCAGAGGUUUAUACAAAAUUAUCGAGGAGUAUCGCCCCGGAAAUAUAUGGUCAUGGAGACGUGAAGAAAGCACUGUUAUUAUUGCUCGUUGGCGGCGUAACAAAAACGAUGGGAGAUGGAAUGAAAAUUCGUGGUGAUUUAAAUAUAUGUUUAAUGGGAGAUCCAGGUGUUGCCAAAUCGCAAUUACUCAAAUACAUAUGUAAAGUAGCACCACGAGGGGUAUAUACUACUGGACGUGGCAGUUCAGGCGUGGGUUUGACGGCAUCAGUAGAGCGGGAUCCAGUGACGAAUGAAAUGGUACUUGAGGGUGGCGCAUUAGUUCUUGCAGAUAAUGGUAUUUGUUGCAUCGACGAAUUUGAUAAAAUGGAAGAUACUGACAGAACAUCCAUUCAUGAAGUGAUGGAACAACAAACUAUUAGUAUUAGCAAAGCAGGCAUCACAACUACAUUGAAUGCACGUACGUCAAUUCUUGCUGCUGCGAAUCCACUUUAUGGACGAUAUAAUCCAAAAGUAUCUCCAAGUCAUAAUAUAAACCUUCCUGCGGCUCUUUUGUCGAGGUUCGACAUUCUGUUUUUGAUCUUGGAUAGGCCGGAUAUGGACGAAGAUGCAAGGUUAGCACAUCAUGUAGCAUACGUUCACAUGCAUGGUAAGCAACCCCAAACGGGUACCGAAGUGCUGGAUGCAGAUACGAUCAGACAUUACAUUGCUGAAGCUCGUAGUAAACGGCCAGUUAUUCCAGAAGCGAUAGCAGAACAUAUGGUCGAAACAUAUUGCGAUAAUCGACAAGAACAAAAAAUCGCAGAAGCACGAAAGAAAGAAUUUACUUAUACAAGUGCUCGUACGCUUUUGGCAGUGAUUCGUUUAUCACAAGCAUUGGCGCGUAUUCGACUCGAAGAUGAAGUUAAACAAGAUGAUAUUGAUGAGGCAUUAAGAUUACUUAUGGUAUCAAAGGAAUCAUUAAAUGAUCCAGCUGACAGAGAUUCUAGAACUGAUAGAUCACCGACAUCUGCUAUUUAUGAUAUUAUUAUAUCAAUUUUUCGAAGAAGUAGAACUAAUGGUACGCUUCAAUAUCUCGAUAUCAAAGAAAGAGUGAUUGCGCUGGCAUUUACAGAAGAUCAGUUAAAGGAAUGUAUCAAAGAAUAUGAAGAAAUUGGUAUUUGGGCCUUGAAUAGUGAGCAAACUAUUUUGUCGUUGCUUCAGGAUGAUCAGUUGGAAGACGAUCAGAACGAAAAUGAUGACUUAUAA